AUGCCCACGGCGGACUGCCGGCUGCUCCAUCAUGGCCGGAUCAUGAGGUGCCUGAGCUGCCUGCUGCUGUUGCCCGACACCCUCAGAAAGUCCAAGAAGCUCGGCGGGCUUCCAGCGAAGCUCCCGGUGAGGCUCCCGCUGCCCCCGCCGCCGUCAUACGACAAGCAUAAGAAGAUGGCCGCGGAACUGUGCGCCGCCAACAACGGCAACCUGGCCAGCGGCACCACGGUGACGGACGCCGAGAAGGCGGCCAACAAGGAGGCGACGACGGCCGCCGUCAGUCAGGCCUCCGGCGGGGGAGGAGAGGACGGAGGAGGAGGACGGGAAGGUGAAGGCUACGCCGUCGAGGCCACCGGCCCGAGCGGGGACCAGCAAAACGUCAGCAACAACAACACCGCCGAGCCCCGCAGCUGGCAGGGCACCCACCCCACACUCCGGGAGAGGAACGCCUUGAUGUUCAACAACGAGUUAAUGGCAGACGUCCACUUCAUGGUGGGUCCCCCCGGAGGCUCGCAAAGGGUCCCGGCGCACAAGUACGUGCUGGCGGUGGGCAGUUCGGUUUUUUGCGCCAUGUUCUACGGCGACCUAGCUGAGGAGGAGGCCGACAUCCACAUCCCAGACGUGGAACCCGCCGCCUUCCUCAUUAUGCUCAAGUACAUGUACAGUGACGAGAUCGAGCUUGAGGCGGACACGGUGCUGGCCACCCUGUACGCAGCCAAGAAGUACAUCGUCCCAGCACUGGCCCGUGCCUGCGUCAACUUCCUAGAGACCAGUCUAGAGGCCAAGAACGCUUGCGUGCUGCUCUCUCAGAGCCGACUCUUCGAGGAACCCGAGCUGACGCAGCGAUGCUGGGAGGUCAUCGACGCCCAGGCCGAGCUAGCACUACGCUCCGAGGGGUUCUGCGAGAUCGACGUGCAGACACUGGAGAUCAUCCUGCACCGCGAGACUCUCAACGCCAAGGAGGCAGUGGUAUUCGAAGCAGUUGUCGCUUGGGCAGCUGCAGAGUGCCAGCGGAGAGGACUGGCACCCGCCUCCCGCAACUUGCGGCAGGUUCUGGGCAAGGCGCUUUUCCUGGUGCGCAUCCCCACAAUGAGCCUGGAAGAGUUCGCUGAUGGGGCGGCACAGUCUGAUGUCCUGACGCUUGAGGAGACGCGCGACGUCUUCCUGUGGUACACGGCGGCCAACAAGCCCCGUCUAGACUUCCCCGCUGAACCCCGGACGGGUCUGGCGCCGCAGCGCUGCCACCGCUUCCAGUCUUCGGCCUACCGCAGCAACCAGUGGCGCUACCGGGGACGCUGUGACAGCAUCCAGUUUGCUGUGGACAAGCGUGUCUUCAUCGCCGGCCUAGGCUUGUAUGGAUCCAGCGGCGGAAAGGCAGAGUACGGCGUCCGCAUAGAACUUAAGCGGCAGGGCGUCGUCCUUGCCCAGCGCCUCACCAAGUUCGUUUCCGACGGCUCCAGCGGGACCUUCCCCGUCUGGUUCGAGCACCCAGUCCAGAUCGAACCGGACGCCUUCUACACCGCCAGCGCCGUUCUGGACGGGAACGAGCUCAGUUACUUUGGACAAGAGGGCGUGACGGAGGUGCAGUGCGGGAGGGUCACCUUUCAGUUCCAGUGCUCCUCCGACAGCACCAAUGGUACCGGCGUGCAGGGGGGGCAGAUCCCAGAACUUGUUUUCUACGCCUGA
Molecule: messenger RNA, 1686 nt
Organism: Nerophis lumbriciformis (worm pipefish)
Lineage: Eukaryota; Metazoa; Chordata; Actinopteri; Syngnathiformes; Syngnathidae
Source: RefSeq, a predicted model, not a curated record